Molecule: messenger RNA, 1414 nt
Organism: Exophiala oligosperma
Lineage: Eukaryota; Fungi; Ascomycota; Eurotiomycetes; Chaetothyriales; Herpotrichiellaceae
Exons: 1
Coding region: 255-1373 (372 amino acids)
Source: RefSeq, a predicted model, not a curated record
UUUGAUCAUCGGUUCCGUUUUCAUUUCUUACUCGUACAAUAGUCCAGCAAGCGACCAUCCCGCAUAUCCUCAAACAUGUCUAGCUUCCUGUUUUAUUGACAUCUCCAUGUGUCUCACGCUCCAUCCGAAUUCUACUACUAAUGGUUGCAGACGAACGUCUUCUUUCGCUCCCACAACUCCCCUCAAAGUUACCUACCACUAGAACACGUUGUUGAGCUUGCUCGUCCGAUGGUGAUCGGCCAACCCUGUGCAGCAUGGUCGAAAUAAUCCCGCCUCCAGAUCCUCAUUCUCUACUGCCACCGCUACUAGCCUGUCUCCCUACGUCGUUUGCCUCUCCCAAACCUCCGCCCGUGCUGCUCUCUCUACUUUCACCAAUACUGCGUCAGCGUCUUGAUCUCCACACGUCUGCCUCGUCAAGAGACAACUGGGCGAGUUUAUUAUGUUGGGAUGCACGAAAAGGAGAUGUCCUCAAGGAUAAGAUCGAAGAGGCGGUUUUCGAGCCACAUCCAGUUUCUGGAGAGAUCGAAGUCGGUGACCAUGAUCAAAUAAAGUAUAAGCGGUUCGACGAGGAAACACUGCGGGCACAGAUACCACUCCUAGAUUGGCCAUUUACAGCCUUGUACUUAUGGUGCGCGGGAGGCGAAGAAGGAGGGAGUUCUUGGAAGUUGGCUGAGCUGUUACCGCAUGACGCAGAUCUACAAAGAGAUCCGUCCUGGUCACCAUCGAUAACCGAGGCAAAUGAAUCUUCUCAGGAAAGACUGGUGACAGAGGCUCUACAAGAAGCAGACCGAGCGAAUUCACGGACAACAAGGAACCUUUCCGUCCCACAAGCUGAUGAGGACGAUUACUGGGCAAUGUACGACAGAUCAGAAGGACGUACGCCCGCCAGGAAGACCCCAGUUGAACCAGCCCGCAAUGGUCCAUCAGAAGAUGAUUACUAUGCUCGUUACGCCGAUGUCCAGCCCGCUAUGGACGCCCAUGACCCGGAUGAAGAGAUGGAAGAUACUGGAGAUUCAACUUUGAAUGGGCAUUCCUUGCAACAUUUGCUAUCGGCCGGCCAGUCGGAUUUGUUACAAGAUCGAGAACCUCCACCAUACCAACGGUUCUUCAAGGACAAUCCUGAGGAAAAGGAAACGGCAGUCAAUCAGCCAGCACCAUCAUCGCCAUCAUCGAGAGGAUCGGACACGGUGGCACGGUUAGAGGAGCAUGCCGAGCGGUACGGCGCAUCUGAGAUUGGGGUUAGGCAGCACAUCAGCACUACUUUGAAGAGCAUGUAUCGGUUAGCAAAGAGCGCGGGCAUGGAUCGCGAUGAAUUUGAUCGCAUCGUUCAGCGGGAGUUGGAAACCUUGAGCAUCUUUGACAGGCAUGACUAGGAGCCAGCAUUUGUCGGCCAUUGAAAUUAUUUGACACUUAA